Molecule: messenger RNA, 468 nt
Organism: Chrysochloris asiatica (Cape golden mole)
Lineage: Eukaryota; Metazoa; Chordata; Mammalia; Afrosoricida; Chrysochloridae
Product: NKG2D ligand 1-like
Exons: 3
Coding region: 1-468 (155 amino acids)
Biological process (GO): antigen processing and presentation of endogenous peptide antigen via MHC class I via ER pathway, TAP-independent; positive regulation of T cell mediated cytotoxicity; immune response
Cellular component (GO): external side of plasma membrane
Source: RefSeq, a predicted model, not a curated record
AUGACUCUGGCUCCAGAUACCACGUUCGUUCGGGGUUUCAUGCUGCUGCUUCUGCUUCCACUUUCUCUCAUAGAUCCUCACUCACUUUGCUACAAUUUCACCAUCAUGUUGAAGUCCCCACCUGGGCAGCCAUGGUGUGAAGUUCAAGGCCAGGUGGAUGGAAGGACUUUCCUUCAUUGUGACUCUCCUCUCCCCCUGCAGGCCAAGAUGUGUUGUCAGCAGGAAGCAGGCAGGCGCACUGGAGCAUCCUGGCAAUUUGGCUUUGGCAGACAGAUGUUCCUCCUCUAUGACUCAGAGAAUAUGAAGUGGACAGAGGUUCAUCCUGGAGGCAGACAGAUGAGAGAGGAGUGGGAGAAGGACACGGACGUGACCAAGUUCUUCAGGAGAACCUCAGAGGGAGACUGCAAUCACUGGCUUAAGAAGUUCUGGGGGCACUGGGAGAAGAUGCUGGUGCCAGCAGGUAACUAA